AUGGAGAGGGCACAGGAGACCGGCAACAUGGGGGACCGGACAGGAACCAAGACCCGGUCUGGGUCUGAUGAACUCAUCUUCUUUGUUAAUGGGAAGAAGAUUGUUGAGAAGAACGCAGACCCUGAGAUGACCCUGCUGACAUAUCUGCGGAGAAAAUUGGGUCUAACAGGAACCAAGCUGGGCUGUGCUGAGGGCGGCUGUGGAGCCUGCACUGUAAUGCUGUCCAGAUACCAAACACACACUAAGCAGCUGCUUCAUUACGCCAUCAACGCCUGCCUGGCCCCUCUCUGCUCCCUGCACCUGGUGGCCGUGACGACUGUGGAGGGAAUCGGCAGCGUGGCGAGGAAGUUGCACCCUGUCCAGGAACGAAUUGCAAAGGCUCAUGGCUCUCAGUGCGGUUUCUGCACGCCAGGUAUCGUCAUGUCCAUGUACGCCCUGCUGAGGAACAAUCCCACACCUAAGAUGGCCGAUAUGGAGGAGGCUUUCCAAGGAAAUCUGUGUCGUUGUACUGGAUACAGGCCAAUACUGGAAGGAUACAAGACUUUCACUGUGGAAGCUACGUCUCUUUUUAACCCUGCAGAAUUUGCACCCUUUGACCCGACGCAGGAAGUCAUCUUUCCUCCUGAACUCAUGACUCUCUCUAAAGAUCGGAAGCCACAUUCGCUGUGUUUCCAUGGUGAGCGAAUGACAUGGCUGCAGCCUGACAGUCUGGAUGAGUUUCUGAAUCUGAAAUGGAAACAUCCAGAUGCCCGUGUGGUGGUGGGAAACACCGAAGUUGGUGUUGAAGUUAAGUUUAAGAACAUGGUUUACCCAGUCAUCCUAGCUCCAACCUUCAUUCCUGAACUGAGCGCAGUGACUCACACUGAAAAUGGGAUUGUGUUUGGUGCUGCAUGCACUCUCAGCCACAUGGCGGUGGUGCUGAGGCAGGCAGUGGAAAGUCUUCCUCCUCAUAAGACUGAGGUGUUCCUCGCUGUCCUGGAGCAGCUGCGCUGGUUUGCUGGAGUGCAGAUUCGUAAUGUAGCGGCUGUCGGUGGAAACAUCAUGACAGCCAGCCCCAUAUCGGACCUGAACCCGGUCUUUAUGGCAGCCGGCUGCAAGCUCACUCUGGUGGACAAAGAUGGAAGCCGUGAGGUUCAGAUGGAUGAUGGGUUCUUCACAGGUUACAGGAGGACAGCUCUGCGACCUCAGCAGAUCCUACUCUCAAUUCAUAUCCCAUACAGCAAAAAGACUCAGUUUGUGUCUGCCUACAAACAAUCCCCUCGCCGUGAGGAUGACAUCAGUAUCGUCACAGCAGCGAUGAGCGUCACCUUCACCCCUGGGACCGAUGUUGUUGAGAACCUGAGGCUGAGUUUUGGUGGCAUGGCACCGACCACAGUACUGGCUAAGAAGACGGCAAACAGACUGAUUGGAAGGCCGUGGGGAGAGGAGCUUCUAGAGGAGGCUUGCAACUCAAUGGCUGAGGAGAUGAGCCUGGAUCCGUCUGUGCCGGGUGGCAUGGUGACAUACCGAAGAACUUUAACUCUGAGCCUCUUCUACAAGUUCUACCUGACAGUGCUGCAGAAGCUCCGACUGCAGGGGCUAAAGGUGGCCGAGGUCACCUCCGAUUGUCUGAGUGCGACUGAAGUGUACCAUCCAGAGACGCCAUCCAGCGUUCAGAUCUACCAGGCCGUGGCAAAGGGGCAGAACCAGGAUGAUGUAGUGGGCCGUCCCAUAAUGCACCUGUCGGCCAUGAAGCAGGCGACAGGUGAGGCGGUUUACUGCGAUGACGUGCCGCUGUACAAGAACGAGCUCUACCUGUCACUCAUCACCAGCAGCAAGGCCCACGCUCGAAUAUUGUCUAUAGACACGUCAGGUGCUGAGCGUUGCCCUGGUGUCGUCUGCUUCCUGUUUGCUGAUGACAUCCCCGGCAGUAACACCGCCGGAUCUCUCAAAUUUGAUGAGACUGUCCUUGCUGACGGCGAGGUGACUUGUGUGGGUCAUAUCAUUGGUGCUGUGGUGGCCAAAACUCAGCUUCAAGCUCAGAGAGCCGCCAAAGCCGUGAGGAUCGAGUAUGAAGAGCGGCAGCCUGUCAUAACCAUACAGGAGGCCAUUGCUACCCAGUCCUUCUAUCAGCCAAUCAGAACCAUACAAAAGGGGGAUUUGGAGUUAGGGUUUAAACAUGCUGACCACAUCCUGGAGGGUGAGAUGCACAUCGGUGGUCAGGAGCAUUUCUACUUGGAGACAAAUGUUACUCUGGCUGUUCCCCGAGGAGAGGAUGGAGAGAUGGAGCUCUUUGUUUCCACCCAGGCACCCACCCAUACACAGUCUCUGGUGGCAAUGGCAUUGGGUGUCCCUGCAAACAGGGUGGUGGUCCGCGUGAAGAGGAUGGGCGGAGGUUUUGGAGGAAAAGAAUCGCGGACCACUUUGCUAUCCACUGUGGUUGCUGUGGCAGCAAAUAAACUGAAGAGGCCUGUCAGGUGUAUGUUGGACAGAGACGAGGACAUGCUAAUUACUGGAGGAAGACAUCCCUUCUAUGGUAAAUAUAAGGUUGGGUUUUUAAACAGUGGGAGAGUUGUUGCCCUGGAUGUGACGUACUAUGGUAAUGCUGGAAACUCCAUGGAUCUCUCUCAGGCAAUUGUGGAGCGAGCUCUGUUUCACAUGGAGAACUCAUAUAGAGUGCCAAAUAUACGUGGCCGAGGUUUCCUGUGCCGCACCAACCUGCCAUCCAACACCGCUUUCAGAGGCUUUGGAGGGCCACAGGGUAUGAUGGUGGCAGAGAGCUGGAUGACCGAUGUGGCUCAGAGUCUGGGGAAGUCGCCUGAGGAGGUUCGGCGGUUGAACUUGUAUAUGAAAGGUGAUUCAACUCCAUUUAAUCAAGUCCUGGACCAGAUCACCUUAGACCGCUGCUGGGAUGAAUGCAUGUCACGCUCUGGAUACCAGCAACGUCGAAUUGCCAUUGACCUCUACAACAGACAGAACCGAUGGACCAAACGGGGAAUUGCUGUUGUUCCUACCAAAUUUGGCAUCAGCUUCACUGCACUUUUCCUAAACCAGGCUGGAGCUCUGGUUCAUAUCUACACAGAUGGCUCAGUGUUGUUGACUCAUGGAGGGACUGAAAUGGGACAAGGACUUCACACCAAGAUGGUUCAGGUUGCCAGCAGAGUUCUGGGUAUCCCCUCCUCAAAGAUCCACAUAUCAGAGACCAGCACCAACACAGUUCCCAACACCAGUGCAACCGCUGCCUCUGCAUCCUCAGACCUCAAUGGUGCUGCCUUGAAGAAUGCCUGCGAGAUCCUGCUGAAACGUCUUGAGCCAUUCAAGGCCAAGAAUCCUAAUGGAACGUGGGAGGACUGGGUGAAAGCAGCUUACUUUGACAGAGUCAGCCUCAGUGCAAAUGGUUUUUAUAAGACUCCAAAUAUUGGUUAUGACUUUGAAACAAACUCAGGCAGAGCCUUCAGCUAUUUCUCCUACGGAGUGGCCUGUUCAGAGGUGGAGAUAGACUGUUUGACCGGAUCACAUAAGAACUUGAGUACCACCAUAGUGAUGGAUGUUGGCAACAGUCUCAACCCAGCUAUAGAUAUCGGGCAGGUUGAGGGAGCAUUCAUGCAGGGUCUGGGUCUCUUCACCCUGGAAGAGCUUCAUUAUUCACCCCAGGGAGUCCUCCUCACUCGGGGUCCUGGUUCUUAUAAAAUCCCUGCCUUCGGUGACAUUCCUACCCAGCUUACGGUCUCAUUGCUUCGUGAUGCUCCUAAUUACAAGGCCAUCUUUGCCUCCAAGGCUGUAGGUGAGCCUCCUCUCUUCUUGGCAUCUUCAGUUUUUUAUGCCAUCAAAGAUGCCAUCAGUGCUGCACGGGCAGAGUCAGGGAUUACCGGGCCAUUUAGAUUGGACAGCCCUGCUUCUGCCGAGAGGAUCCGCAAUGCCUGCAGUGACCGCUUCACUAAACUGUGUCCUCUGGCUGAAGCAGGAACCUUUAUCCCCUGGUCUGUUCAGGUGUAG
Pundamilia nyererei is the source of this 3975-nucleotide messenger RNA. It is a transcript of the gene xdh, whose product is annotated as xanthine dehydrogenase. Lineage: Eukaryota; Metazoa; Chordata; Actinopteri; Cichliformes; Cichlidae. The record is from RefSeq and is a predicted model, not a curated record. Gene Ontology annotation, molecular function: molybdenum ion binding; FAD binding; 2 iron, 2 sulfur cluster binding. Bases 1 to 3975 code for a protein of 1324 amino acids. The transcript has 34 exons.